UUUCUGGUUUGCGUAAGUCCCUCGUGCAGUAGCAGUUUGUCUUCAUUCGGCCACCGUCCCGUCAGCUUUACGGAGUAUUUUGUCCGCCUGCCGCCGCCGUCGUCCCAGAUAUUAGUCACCGAGUUCAGGGCAGGGGAGCGUGUUUUGGGGGAGCCGGCUGGCGUUGCCGGCGCCAUGGAGUCACCUUUUAGCCCGGGACUCUCUUACCGGCCGGAUGAAGACUGGGAUUCUACUCUAUUUGCUGAACUUGGCUAUUUCACAGACACUGAUGACCUGCAAUUGGAUGCAGCAAAUGAAACUUACGAAAACAAUUUUGAUAAUCUUGACUUUGAUUUGGAUUUGAUGCCUUGGGAGACAGGCAUUUGGGACAUGAACAAUCAAUUCUGUACAGUUAAAGAUAUUAAGGCAGAACCUCAGCCGCUUUCUCCGGCUUCCUCAAGUUGUUCAGUCUCAUCUCCUCAGUCAGUGGACUCUUAUUCUUCAACCCAGCAUGUCCCUGAGGAGUUGGAUUUGUCUUCUACUUCCCAGAUGUCUCCCCUUUCCUUAUAUGGUGAAAGCUCUAAUAGUCCCUCCUCAGCAGAGCAACUGAAGGAAGAUAAGCCCAUCAUUGGUCCUAGGAAAGGAACUGUAAAUGGACUGACUCCAAAGAAAAACAUUCAGAUGAAUUCAAAACCUUCAAUUCAACCCAAGCCUUUAUUACUUCCAGCAGCACCCAAGACUCAAACAAACUCCAGCGUUCCAGCGAAAACCAUCAUUAUUCAGACACUACCAACACUCAUGCCAUUGGCAAAGCAGCAACCAAUUAUCAGUAUACAUCCUGCACCUGCUAAAGGUCAGACUGUAGUGCUCUCUCAGCCUACCGUGGUACAACUUCAGGCACCUGGAGUUCUGCCCUCUCCUCAGCCAGUCCUUACUGUUGCUGGCGGAGCCACACAGCUCCCUAAUCAUGUGGUGAAUGUGGUACCGGCCCCCGUGGCGAAUAGCCCAGUGAAUGGAAAACUGACUGUGACUAAACCUGUCCUACAAAGUACCAUGAGAAGUGUGGGCUCAGAUAUUGCUGUGCUAAGGAGACAGCAACGUAUGAUAAAAAAUCGGGAGUCAGCUUGUCAGUCCCGCAAGAAGAAGAAAGAAUAUAUGCUGGGGUUAGAGGCAAGAUUAAAGGCAGCCCUUUCAGAGAAUGAGAAGCUGAAGAAAGAGAAUGGAUCACUGAAACGGCAGCUGGAUGAAGUUGUAUCAGAGAAUCAGAGGCUUAAAGUUCCUAGCCCGAAGCGAAGAGCUAUCUGUGUGAUGAUAGUAUUGGCAUUUAUAGUACUCAACUAUGGACCUAUGAGCAUGUUGGAACAGGAUUCCAGGAGAAUGAAGCCUAGUGUGAACCCUGCAAAUCAGAGGAGGCAUCUUCUAGGAUUUUCUGCUAAAGAUGUGCAAGACACGUCAGAUCCUGUCAUCCAGAAAAACAACUACAGAUAUGAUCAUUCUGUUUCAAAUGACAAAGCCCUCAUGGUGCUAACUGAAGAACCACUACUCUAUAUUCCUCCACCUCCUUGUCAACCCCUGAUUAACACCACAGAAUCUCUCAGGUUAAAUCAUGAACUUCGAGGGUGGGUUCAUAGACAUGAAGUGGAAAGGACCAAGUCGAGAAGAAUGACGAAUAAUCAACAGAAAACCCGUAUUCUUCAGGGUGCACUAGAACAGGGCUCAAAUUCUCAGCUCAUGGCUGUUCAAUACACAGAAACUACUAGUAUCAGCAGGAACUCAGGGAGUGAGCUACAAGUGUAUUAUGCUUCACCCAGAAGUUAUCAAGACUUCUUUGAAGCCAUCCGCAGAAGGGGAGACACAUUUUAUGUUGUGUCAUUUCGAAGGGAUCACCUGCUGUUACCAGCUACCACUCAUAACAAGACCACACGACCAAAGAUGUCAAUUGUAUUACCUGCAAUAAAUAUAAACGAGAACGUGAUCAAUGGUCAGGAUUAUGAAGUGAUGAUGCAGAUUGACUGUCAGGUGAUGGACACCAGGAUCCUCCACAUCAAAAGCUCGUCGGUUCCUCCUUACCUCCGAGACCAGCAGAGGAAUCAAACCAACACCUUCUUUGGUUCCCCUCCAGCAGCCACGGAGGCAGCCCACGUCGUCAGCACCAUCCCUGAGUCAUUACAAUAGUACCCUGGGGCUACGUUGGAAAACUAAGAGUGGGACCCUGCCAAAUUGAAGAGUGGGUGAGAGAAAUGCUUCCUUGCGCCUUCUUGGUGGCGAGCAGAGAACUGCCUCACAACAGAGUUCAAGGGAUAGAGAGAGAAAAAAAGAAGCUGCUCUACUUUUCAUCAUCUGCCCAUCUACUUGGAAAGCACUGGAAUUCAGAUGCAAGGGGAACAGCAUUUCUCCAGUGACAAACGUAGCCCUGCACCCUCCAGUGUUGCCUGGUGUGGAUUUUUUUCUGUACUUUUCUAAAUUGCUUUUGCUUCUGUAUUUGCUUUGUGUUUAAAUAGUCAUCUUCUUUCAAAUAAGAUCCACUUCUCCUCUCUGCCAUUUCACUCAUUGAUACAGUAAAGAGAUUUUUAUUUUUAUUUACAGCUAAUAUCACACAGAUGUUUCUUGUGAUUAGAUUUUUCAUUAAUUUAAUGUGAACCCAUUGUGGAUAUUGUGCUUAUUGGAUAACAAAUUUCAAAACCAGAACAGCCAAAAACAUCUCCCAAAGAGUCAAAACAAUGUGGAGCUUUAGGUAAAGGGAAAAUUCCCACUUGGUAAAGUUUAUCUUUACUUGGGAUUUGCAGGUCACACCUGACACUGCACAUGAAUAACUGUGUUGGGGGUCAAAGGGUGGGUAGCAAAUUUGAGAGAAUGAAAUGGAAGAGAAGAAGGGUCAGUAAUGGGGCUUUGAAAGAGGAGAUAGCUCCAUUAAUACAUAUGUUUAAAACACUGACAGUUUGAUGCAAUUGCAGUUUAGGAUUAAAGCCACAGCUACCAUUUAUUUUGAGGACUCGAGGCCACUGAAUAUUGGCAUACAUACUUAUGUCUUCUCUUUACUAAUCUGGUGCAGAUCUUCAAGGACCAUAGGACAGAUCUUUCAUUUUCAUUGUGAAUCCCCACCCACUACAGACCUUCUAUUAAUGUGAUGAUACCAAAUUCAGCUAAGGAACACGGAGGUGACUUUAGACUAAGCAAACAAGAGCGUUUUCUCUUGAGAAUUGACAAGAAUUUAUUCCUUAAGACUCUGCAGACAGACAGGCAAGCUUGGAUUCCUGCUGGGGGAAUGCAUCCCAUAAUAUGGCAAUAAUUUUCAGUUUCUCCAGUGAAAAAACAGUGAAGGGAUUAACUCUUUUGUCCUUCCAUGGUAAAACAAAAAAAAACACUACUGUGUUCACUUACAUUUUACUGUACUUGGACUGCUUUCUUCUCCUCUCUGAUUUCCACAGUUUCUAAAGUGCCGCCGCCUCCUCCUCUUCCUGUGAAACUUUUCAGUUUCUCAAUAGAACUCAUUCUGCAAACAUUGCAUCCUACCCUAACUGACUUACCUUUGUCAGAUUUCUUCCCCUCCGUUUCACACUUUAUCAAUCUCUUCCUCCUUGCAAGAAAAGGAAAGAGAAAUUAUAUCAACUCCUGAAGGAUUACAUGUAGCUGGUUAGUUUUCUGCCUGUGAAAUUAGGCAUGGCUUCCAAAUAAUUUUGAAGAAUCACUAAUACUUCUAACUCUCUGGAUAGUGAUGCCUCCCUGCCCAAGCUAGUUAGGUGCUGUCUGAGGAAGUCAGUUCAACUUUUAUGAGGGAAAAAGGGGGCUCUGUUGCUCUAUUGCCUGGGAAUCUGGAGUUUGUAAGGCGUUAAUUAGCCUUCCUCUGUUCCCCGUGUACAAACCGUUGAGUCAGUGCAGCACGCCCCUCUGAUUGGGCUAUCCUGGGUGAUGUUCACACAAGAACCAUUUUCCCUGGGGACCAUCUUACUUCUAAUGGGCCCAAGGAAUAGAAGGCAAAUGCAUAGAAGACCUUUGGAUUACAGGGCAGUCUUCUCGUGGAGUAUCUUCUCCUGGCCUUGCCCCUCCCCAUCCUGUGUGAAUUAGCCGAACAAGAAGCUGUGACUGGGGCUAGUAGGCAGCGGCAACAUGGUCAUUCCUAAGCUGCUAAUCUUCUACUGGAGCUGUCGUAGCUAUCACAGUAGAUGCAAACACAGUAUCCGUGGAGUGAUUAUAGAUGGUGCUUCCUUCCUCUCCUUUGCACUGAAUCACACAAGUACCAUCCAUCACAUGGACUUCUUUUUAGCACCUCGAUUUUACUUUAUCCCUCUAUUCCCAGCUUUUCCUGUGCUCAUUUUUACCAACUCAUCAGACUGAAGACUUCGGGUAUGUUAUGUUAGCCCACCGUCAUGCCUCUCGUACGGGUGAAAACGUGGGUGACAGUUAGGAAGGAGUUGUGACGGAAGAGCAGGCAGCCCUGGUUGUGGAGUUCAGAGAGCCUGUGAAGUGACCGUCAGAAGCCAUCUGGGCCUUGCCUUCUCCGUUCACUCGCUGCCCCUUCAGCUCCUUGUCAUUACUUGUUCUGGAGUUGAUCUUUUUGAGAUGAGGGAAUAGGAUUCUCUUCAGGGUAAAGUUUCAGGAGAUGAGUGAAAGGCAACUAACAAGUACGAAAAAGUAUUCUACUUUUUAAAUUGCUAUCAAAGCUAUUAUUAAUCCCUGAGCACAAUAGUAGUUUUUAUUUUAAUGUCUGUCUGCUAGCACAAGGCCCUUUAGGAAAUGGAAAGUUGCUAUGCCGGCUUAAUAAAUUAAACUAGUGUUUUGGCUUAA
This is a messenger RNA of Diceros bicornis minor, 4764 nucleotides long. RefSeq names its product activating transcription factor 6 (gene ATF6). The transcript is spliced from 16 exons. The record is from RefSeq and is a predicted model, not a curated record. The annotation marks the transcript as partial. Gene Ontology annotation, cellular component: nucleus. Gene Ontology annotation, biological process: endoplasmic reticulum unfolded protein response; regulation of transcription by RNA polymerase II. Gene Ontology annotation, molecular function: RNA polymerase II cis-regulatory region sequence-specific DNA binding; DNA-binding transcription factor activity, RNA polymerase II-specific. Lineage: Eukaryota; Metazoa; Chordata; Mammalia; Perissodactyla; Rhinocerotidae.